AUGGAGCAAGUUGCAGCUCCUGUCAUAGAGCUCGUAACCAAGGGCAAGAUGGAUGAAGUCGAGGCCUUCCUGCAGCAGGAUGCCAACAAGCCGAUGGUCACAAAGGCAUUCUACCACUGGAUCAUCCAUGCUUGCCAAACAAAGCUCAACAAACCCGAGGCAGCCCGCUGGUUUGCCACUCGCAUGGAGAAAUCUGGCUACAAAGCAAACGUGGUCACCUUCAAUUGCAUGAUUGGAUCGUGCAUCAAGAAUGGUGAUUUGGAGCAGGCGCGCGCAUGGUGGGACGUCAUGGCCGUCAGCGGCAUCAAGCCCAACCGGAUCACCUACAACAUCCUUAUCAGCUCGUGUGCCAAGACCCGCGAUGCAGCUGCCGCAGAGAAGUGGAUGCUGCGCAUGAUCGAGCAAGGCAUCAAGCCCUGCACUGUGUCCUUCACGGCCGUCAUCAGUGCCUUCGCCAAAGUCGGAGAUCUGAAGUCGGCGGAGAGGUGGUUCUACCGCAUUGAGGAAUCCGGGGAGGUCGCGGACUCGGUGGUCUUCAACAGCAUGAUCAACGCGUGUGCCAAAGCCGGAGACAUUGAAAGCGCCGACCACUGGCUCGGGCGCAUGUUGCAGGCCGGCUUGAAGCCUGAUGAUAAGACGUACAACAGUCUCAUGCACGCCUGUGGUCGAAACGGCAAUCCGGAGCGUGCCGAGCUUUGGUAUGCGCAGAUGACAUCACAAGGCUUUCGUCCGGACCGGAUCACUUUCAGCACGAUCAUCAACUCCUGCGCCAAAGCCGGAGAAAUUGAGAAGGCCACGCACUGGAUCAAGGAGAUGGAGAACCACGGAUUCGCUCCCAACCUCAUGUGCUACAAUUGCCUCCUGCAGGCCUGCGCCGUGCAGAGCAACACAGCCGCUGCCCAGCUCUGGUUCUCCGUGCUGACUUGCAAAGGCCUGGCGCCGAGCACCAUCAGCUACAACUGCAUGGCCAGCACGUUCCUCCAAGCACAGCGGCCCGAUCUCGCGAUGGACUGGCUGUUCAGCAUGAUCCAAGACGGCUGCGAGCCUGAUGCCGUGACAUAUGCGCUGUUGACAGAUCAGAAUGCUGACAAGCUGCUGGAAGGCUUCGGAAGGCACUCCGGGAGAACUUUGGCGAAAUUCAUGGAGGCGCGUUGGUACUUGCUCACGACCGGCGACGCCUACGUGUUCUUGCAGGCUUAUCUGAAGUUGAUGGAACACUUCAAGAUUACGCCUCCAGAUCAUGUCAUGCGCGACAUCGCCGGCUAUGUGAUGCUGAAGCAAGCAAGCAUGCUGGAGACUGCCAAGGUUUCCCCACCUCCGGCAGCGAAGAAGCUGGACAUCGCGCCCGAUGUUUCACAUGACAUCAAGCUGCCUGUGCUAUCCGGCGAGAUGUCAAUCAUCUUCAGUUUGUAA
Molecule: messenger RNA, 1413 nt
Organism: Symbiodinium sp. CCMP2592
Lineage: Eukaryota; Dinophyceae; Suessiales; Symbiodiniaceae
Source: the annotation of a GenBank genome assembly